AUGGACACAUUACCACCGCCCCCGAGACCCGAUAGCCCUCCGCGCCGGCUACGGGCCUGCGAGCCGUGCACCCGGGCCAAGGCCCGCUGCCAUUUUCGCGAGGAGAACGCCCGCCGGCACCUGUGCGAUCGAUGCGAACGACUCAAUGUUGACUGCUCUGCGAAGACGAAGGGUGUCAGGAAGACACGGCAAAUCAAGCCUCUGGUGAACCGCAUCGCAACACUAGAAAAGCAAAUCGCCCACCUCGUCACGCCAGAAAAAUCCCCAGCGGACUCGACCCCGAACGACGCGAGGGCAACACCCUCGACAUCUCCGCCUCCUUGUCACGCCCGCCGCAAUGAACCUCACUCAACAGCAGCCCUCAUUCACCGGCCCCCAGCAGGACCCAUAACCCACCUCUCCUCGUCCAGCGUAACGACAACAAUAACACCGCCCCUAGGUCUAACCUGGUCCCAAGCCGCCAAUAUCCUCGCCGACUUCCGUGCAAACUUUGUCCCCAAUUUCCCCUUUGUCCAGAUUGACGGGCCCGCCGCGGCAACGGGAUCCCCGCAGAGGCUCGCGCGCGACAAGCCGUUCCUCUUCAGGGCAAUCAUGCUCGUCGCCGCGCCUGUGUCCAAGUCGAGGGCCGAGGUGAUGCACCGCGAGGUGCUGGCGGACAUGGGGAGACGGCUGCUGCUCGAGGAGGAGGGGGGCUUGGAUUUGUUGCAGGGGAUGUUGGUUGUCAUCAUGUGGGCCGAGUGUAAGUACUGGUUUGAUAAGCAAAUCACGCGACUAGUCUACGCAGCUCUGGGCUACGCUCACAGCCUGGGCAUCACGAAACCCCCGCGCUCGCUCCUGCAGUCGACCCGUCUCAGAUCACACUACUACCCCGAGGAGCGGCAGCCCGAGGACUGCUUCUCCAUGAAAGCAUCCUUCAACAUGACGGAGCACCACACCCUCGAGGAACAGCGCACGUUCCUGGGUCUCUUUUGCGUCGUGACGGCCAACUGCACGCAGUUCUCCCGGAGACAGAAUCCCCUCCUCCCAAGUCUAUGGGAGUCUUCUGGGGGGGGCCGGGACCAAGGUAUUCGGGGGCCGCACCAGCUCAUGAGCAGGGAAGGAGGACUGGCGUAUCUAGACGUCUGCUGCGAGAUCCUCACGGCGUCCGGGACGGUGGAGGACCGGAUGGCGGCAAGGAUGUUCAAGAUGGCUGCUACCUCUGCGCAGAUCACCGACGGCUUCGGGCCCGUGUUGGAGUGUGGACGGGGCUUGGGCAUGGGGGUCGGGUUCGAGGAGGAGGCUGGGCGGAUUCAGGCGGGUGUUGAAGGUGUUUUGGAGGGUCUUGAUGCGCGGGAUCCCUAUUAUGCAUACCUCCGCCUACAGCACCUAGCGCUCCUAGUCCAGCUCUACGAACCAGCAACCAAACCCUCCUUCUCAUCAUCAUCGUCAUCACAACCAACACCCCCCCAAUACUCGUCCUUCCAGAGCAUAGCCCACCGACGAGUAACCUACCUCCAAGCAGCCCUCUCCGCAGCGCGCUCCUACUUUGACGCCGUCCUCGCCUUGCCCCCCGAAGCAUACCUCUACCACACCUCGGUAGACACGGGCCUAUCGCAGGGCGCCCUCGCCGUGACGACGCGGCUGCUGGUUCUGACCGGCGUCGAGGGGUGGGAUCUCAAGCGCGCGAGGGACUCGUUCGGGUUCGCCGAGACGUGCGACAAUCUCGCUGCGUUUCUCAGACGGGUUCUGCAGGCCGGGAGAGAGAGGGUGGAGAGGCUCAAGGAGGAGACGUGGGUGAGAAAUAGCGGUAGGGGCCAUGCCACUGCUGGGUUCGACGGCUGGGAGGAGGCCAACGGGGGCGAGUUUGACGUUAGGGAGUCCUCGUGCGAGGACUUGAUCGGGAAGAUGGGGUGGAUCAAGGAGUGGUACCAGACUCGCGUCCAAACGGAGGAGAGCGGCAUGACUGCUGGCGGUGUUGGGAGGGAAGCGGUAAAUAAGGAUUUGAUGGAGGAGAUUGCAAGGAUUUGGCAAUGGCCUGCGGACACGGCAAGUGUGCCUAUCUUUAGCGGUUUGAUCAACCCAUUUGACAUCUGUUACGAGGGUACUUGA
Molecule: messenger RNA, 2088 nt
Organism: Colletotrichum orchidophilum
Lineage: Eukaryota; Fungi; Ascomycota; Sordariomycetes; Glomerellales; Glomerellaceae
Exons: 5
Coding region: 1-2088 (695 amino acids)
Biological process (GO): regulation of DNA-templated transcription
Cellular component (GO): nucleus
Molecular function (GO): DNA-binding transcription factor activity, RNA polymerase II-specific; zinc ion binding; transcription cis-regulatory region binding
Source: RefSeq, a predicted model, not a curated record